UUGGUGAUUCGAUGUAAAUAUCGUAACUUGAUGCGAGUUGUGACACAAGAGGCGAGAAAUACUUCGGGAAAGUUGUAAAGAUAAUAACAUUUCAUGAAAAAACAAUGAUUUAUUGAGUAAGAGACAGUCUAAUUGCAAGAGCGUCAUGUCUCAUAGCUACUACCAGAAGCAGUGGCUAGAAGCACAGGAUAGCCUUAAUGACCUGCUUCAGCAAGAGAUUCCACCUGAGCCACCCAAACCUGAGAAAGAUCGCCUCACAGCAUUCCAGAACAUUGCAACUCUAUACCUCAAAUAUCUCCAGAUAUUCCGAAGACUUGAAGGAUGCUAUGACCAGAUUGUUCAUCCCCAGAAGCGGCGUGUUCUUCGUCGCAUGCUUGAUGGUGUGAUGGGGCGGUUGAUUGAGCUCAAGAAUGAGAUGGUCCUCCUCGAGUUCUCUGAAUUCCAUUACUUUGAUGACAUCUUGUCUGAUCUUAAAUUAACACCUAAUGAUAUUGAGAUUCCAAUACCAAAGUAUUUCAUCAAUGAGAGGGGUAAGGUGCUGCAGGAUCGUGAAAAACUCUUAGGCCAGAUCUUGGCCAAGAUGGGUCCUCCCGAGGAGAAGACAGAGGAGGUGAAGAUGUCUCCAGAUGAAGCCAUUCGUCUCAUCCAGAUUCAUGAGAGAGCUAGACAGGGCCGUCUCAGGGCUAAGUUUAUGAGAGAGAUUCGUCUUCAAGAAGAACGUGAAAGGAAUGCAGCCAACAGAGGUGCUCCUACUCUAGAUACUGAGUUGGCCGCAGUAAGGGUCCAAAAGACAUGGAAAGGAUAUUCAGUCAGAAAAAGGAUCAAGAAAGAAAGAGAAGAAGAAAUGAGAUUUAUUGGUAUGAUCCCACCACGUGACCCCACCAAUCCCAAGAACACCCCACAGAUUCUUGCAGAACGCACAGAGAAGGCUCGUCGUGUUACGCAAUCUGAUCAUGAGAGGGAAUACCAACAGAGUCUGGUCAGUAUCAAGACUAAGCUACGGGAAGUGGAAGGUCCAGAUAUGAAAGAAACCAUGCAGGACCAGAUUAGGCAGUGGUUUAUAGAAUGCAGGGAUGCUACGGGCAAGUUUCCUGAUUAUCCUGAUGAAGAUGAAGGAGGAUCUGCUGCAAUAUUCAGAGAGAAAGAUCCAGCAGAGAUUGAAGCAGAACUGGCUGGUAAAGAGGAUGAUAAAGGCAAAGGGAAGAAGAAAGGAAAGAAAAGUGCCAAGAAAGAUAAGAAAAAAGACAAGAAAGACAAGAAAGGGAAGAAAGGAAAGAAAGGGAAAGGUGGGGAUGAUGAUGAAGAAGAAGAAGGCUUCAAACUUCAGCCAUCAAACUUCAUUCCUGAUACUGAUUCUGCUGCUAAAGAUUUUACAGGUGUAUGGAGAGAGAGAAAUGAAGAAUCUAACUUCAGUCAGAAACACGACUCAGAACUUAUAAAGGAAGAGAAGCGUAUUGAGGUUGAAAAUGAAAUAAGAACCCAGGUUGAUGAACUCAUGAGAACUGAACUGAAAAAUCUCAAAGUGGCUGUUGACAGAGACAAGGGCAAGGGAAAGAAAGGCAAGAAGGGCAAAAGUGGAAAGAAGAGUGGAAAGAAAAAGAAGAAGAAGAAGAGCGGAAAGAAGAGUGGAAAGAAAGGGAAGAAGGGCAAGAAAGAAAAGGAUCUUACCCCUGAUAGAACUAUUGAGGAUCUCUAUGAGGAGUUGGUGAAAGAAGGAAUCAUCAUCCGAUGCCCUAAAUUCCCUCUCCAGGAGUACAUCGGUGAAUACAGCUAUCUGGGUACUACCCUUAGACAGGCUAACAUUGAACCUAUGCCUUCACUCUCUGAUGUUAGACAGCUGGUAGCCUUGUAUGGUAUCUUACCUCUAGGAUCACAAGCUGUUCAUGAGAAGGCCCCACACAUCAAGUCCAUCCUUCUGGCCGGACCACGAGGUACCGGCAAACGCAGUCUUGUCAAUGCCAUCUGUACCGAGACGGGUGCCAACCUCUUUGAUCUGACUGCCACCAACAUUGCUGGCAAGUACCCCGGCAAGUCUGGCCUUGCUAUGCUGAUGCAUAUGGUGUUGAAGGUUGGCCGACUCCUACAGCCAUCUGUCAUCAUGAUUGGUGAUGCAGAAAGGACAUUCCUCAAGAAGGUGCCUAAGACUGACAAGACUGAUCCCAAGCGUCUGAAGAAGGAACUUCCCAAGAUGUUGAAGCUUCUGAAGCCUGAAGAUCGUGUUGUGUUGGUAGGAACAUCAAGGGCACCAUUUGAAUGUGAGAUGAAGGGACUGGUUGGAUCAUUCCAAAGAGUUAUCCUCAUCCCAAGACCUGACUAUGCAUCCAGGCAUUUACUAUGGAGAUCUUUGAUCAUCAAGAACAAUGGGAUCCUAAAUCCACAGAUUGACAUGAGUUCCCUGGCUAAGGUGACCGAUGGCUACACCCAGAAACACAUUAUGACAGCAUGCCAGCAGGUCCUGACGGAAAGACGGGUAGCUCAGCUUGCUAAGAGACCUCUGGUGGGGUCAGAGUUCAUCCCGGCAUUGGCUCGUCUUGAACCCAUCUACAAGGAGGAAGAAGAGGCCUUUAAGACAUGGUAUGCCAAGACUCCCUUGGGAAAGAAGAGGGCUAAAGCUGCUGAAGGUGGUGACGAUGAUGACAAGGGAAAGAAGGGCAAGAAAGGAAAGAAAGGAAAGAAGGGAAAGAAAGGAAAGAAGAAGAAGUAAAUCACCAUUGUGUCUUAGAAGACUGACCUCAUCUCUCAGCUUCAACAUAAUCUUCCGCUAAUCUCUACUUCUUUGUGACCGAAAGAAGAAUAUGCAAAAACAAGCACCUUGAUACUUCAAAUGAAAAUUAAUUUUUAUCAGAGAAUGUACAGUGUGCAGCCUUAUGAUGAAAAGAACAUUAUUCCAGUCUCUAUCCAGGAUGAUAUUUUUGUUUGUAUCAGUUUUAAAACAAGUAUAUGUUAAAGUUGGCUUGUAGAUUUUGAUGGAAAUAAUGUUCUUCAAGAGACAUUAAUACACAGAUGAAAUAUGAAAGGUUGGUUUUUCCCAGUUUAUUAUCUCAGAUGCAAUGUUAGUUUUCUUUAAUAGGAGCAGUUACCAAAUGGCAUGCACCAUAUUGUUGUAGUCUAGGUAAGCUUUGUUUUGAGGAAAUAACUCAUUUUUUGGGGAAAUAAAUUUGAACAGACUGCAACACAACAUUUUUGGCAAUGCAGGUAAAGCAAUUACAAACUGAAACCACAUUUUAUGUACAUUUGGAGGAAUUAUUGAAAAUUUUUGUCAGUUUAAUUGGACAAGAGGAAAUUUGUACAUUGUGUUUCACAUUCUUUAUAUUAUAGUGUCAUAUCUGUAUGUGCAUACCAAGUAAAUAUAUAUCUUGAAUGUAUACCGGACUAAAUGAGGUGAAGUCCUUCAAACAUUCUUCCAAAACUUGCAUUUCUCCUUUUGCCUUUCAACUUUUCUAUUAGCAUAUUGUGCAUAAUGAUAUAUAUUGUGAUAUUUAAUAAUUUAUUAUUCCAUCCAAUUGUGUCAUAAUUUGAUUUAUGUAACAACUUUGACAUGCAUCACAUUAAAGUACAUGAAUACUUCAUUAGAAAUUUGACAAUUGCCUUUCGAUAUUUUCUCAUUCCUAAAACCCUAAACUCUAUGUGACUGUACUUGAUGAGAUGCAUUUCUGGAGCUUUUCAACAGAACACAUUCAACUUGCCUUCUUUUCUUUUCCAUAUUAUACUACCUUGAUUAGUACCAACUGUGAGUAAGAAAAUGGAAGAUUAUCUAACAAAUAGCAAAUAUAUAUAUUAAAUGUAAAAUAUCUCUGUGAUAAA
Lytechinus variegatus (green sea urchin) is the source of this 3804-nucleotide messenger RNA. RefSeq names its product dynein regulatory complex protein 11-like (gene iqca1). NCBI's taxonomy places the organism in Eukaryota, Metazoa, Echinodermata, Echinoidea, Temnopleuroida, Toxopneustidae. The transcript has 14 exons. The coding region runs from base 146 to 2704 and encodes 852 amino acids. Gene Ontology annotation, molecular function: ATP binding; protein binding; ATP hydrolysis activity. The record is from RefSeq and is a predicted model, not a curated record.